AUGGCGACAAUCAGUCCAAAUAUAUGGAUUGCUGCUUCUGACGGCAACGCGGAAAUUGUAUUGAAACAUUUACAAAACGGAGUAUCUCCAAAUCAACCCGAUGAAAAUGGAUAUACUGCUAUGCAUGCAGCUGCAUCUUACGGCCAUCGCGAUUUACUAGAAAUCCUCGUCGAACAUGGGGGAGAUGCUAAUGUUAAUGAUCAGGACGGAGAGACGCCCUUGUUUGUUUGCGAAAAGAUAGAAGUUGCUCAAGAUUUAAUUGAAAAAUAUAAAGCGGAUGCUUGUGCUAAAAACAACGAUGGCUUGAUUGCCGCGCAAGUUGUUGAAGAAAAUGGGGAGUUUCCCGAGCUGGCCUCCUACCUUUACACGUUUAGUGAUUUAGAACCUAAUAAUGGCAAUAUGCCCAAGGAUACGAAGUUAGAGUAUGCCCAGUACUUAAGUCCUCAGGAAAUGGAUGAGGCUGCUGGACAGCCUUUGCUUGAUCAAAAUCGGAAAGCAGAAAUAGACCGAAUCCUGGCACUUAGAGAAAGCGGCGUCAACAUUGAUGAUCAAUUACGUGAAGUACUUCAAGGAGCUUUUUCUGAACAUUUUGAAAGGAAUGUUCGAUCUCGCGAACAAUAG
Schizosaccharomyces osmophilus is the source of this 621-nucleotide messenger RNA. RefSeq names its product ankyrin repeat protein (gene dhm1). The record is from RefSeq and is a predicted model, not a curated record. Gene Ontology annotation, molecular function: protein binding. Bases 1 to 621 code for a protein of 206 amino acids. The transcript has 3 exons. Gene Ontology annotation, cellular component: nucleus; cytoplasm. NCBI's taxonomy places the organism in Eukaryota, Fungi, Ascomycota, Schizosaccharomycetes, Schizosaccharomycetales, Schizosaccharomycetaceae.